Messenger RNA from Ascochyta rabiei, 1239 nucleotides. RefSeq lists its product as uncharacterized. The record is from RefSeq and is a predicted model, not a curated record. Lineage: Eukaryota; Fungi; Ascomycota; Dothideomycetes; Pleosporales; Didymellaceae. The coding region runs from base 1 to 1239 and encodes 412 amino acids. The transcript has 3 exons.
AUGCCCCUCUCUGAUCAGGGUGUCCAGGGCGUCAAGUCGCUUCUUGACGCAGUUACUAGCGAAGGACCAACCGGUUCACCAGGCUUGGCUUUCCACGCUGUCGACAGGUCCGGCAAGACACUUGUCGAGCAUCAAGCGGGAAACCUGGGCAUCGACAGCAAGCAGGCUAUCGACGAGAACACCCUGUUCUGGAUCGCCUCGUGCACAAAGCUCGUCACCGCCGUUGCUUUGCUCCAGCUUGUUGAGCAAGGAAAAAUUGGCCUUGACGAUGCUGAAGCCAUCAAGAAGCACGCUCCGGAGAUUAGCAAGAAGCAGGUCUACGCAGAUGGCGUCAAUGGAGCAGACCAGCAGAACCCUGUGACCUUGCGAAUGCUGCUUUCUCACACAGCAGGCUUUGGAUACUCGUUCUUCGACCCGCGACUCAACGCCCCAGGAGACAUCGAAGGCCAAAAGGGCGACGUCAACGACAUCCUCGACUCUCGACUAGUCAAUCAACCAGGCUCCACGUGGGAGUACGGCAUCAAUCUCGACUGGGCUGGCAUAGUCCUUGAACGCAUCACCGGCCAACGCUUAGGUGACUACUUUGCCGAGCACAUCUUUGCUCCCUUGGAUGUCGACACCAAAGGCGCAACCAUGUUCCCUCCCUCAUCCGCACAGUCGAACCUAGCCGCUAUCCACCAGCGCGACCCUACGUCGGGCGAGAUCAAAGAACGUGACCACUUCUACGGCGCGUCGCUUACGCAAGACACCACCGAGAAGCAAGCCGCCUUCUUCCAGUCCGGCGGCGCGGGCCUCUUCGCAAAGCCAAAGGAGUACAUCAAGAUUCUCGGCGCCAUUCUCAACGAAGGCACAAGUCCGACCACAGGCAAGCAGAUUUUGAAACCAGAGUCUGUGCAGCUAUUCUGGGAGAACCAGAUCCCCAACCAACCAGACUUCGCCCGCGGCGGCCCUCCCCCCGCGAACCCAGAGCUCGUAAACGCAAGCCCCGAAUUCUAUCCGCAGCCGGGCAACCCGCCACAGGGGUGGACAUACGCGGGGUUCCUGACCAUCGAAGCCGGGCCGUCCGGCAGAGGCGCAAACACCAUCUGGUGGAUGGGGCUCGCGAACUGCUUCUGGUGGAUUGACCGCGAGAAGGGGGUAGCGGGAUUUCUGGCGGGCCAGGUGCUGCCGAAUGGGGAUCCCAAGGUGAUUCCGGCGUGGUUCAUGUGCGAGAAGACGAUUUACGAUAAUUUGGAGUAA